AUGUUGUCAAGAGUCAGUAAAUCUUAUUUAACCACUCGUACCUUAUAUACUACCGCUCGUCUAGCUCGUCCUUUUCCUACUCUUUCUCUAAAGGAACAGGAACCUGCAUCACCAAAGCAAGGUAGAGCAAAUGAAAUCAUCGAAGCUGUCCUUUAUGGCUCAAAAAAGACAAGAGAAGAAGAGAACCAAACUCAUUCAAAGGUAUUAGCAAGAGGAAAAUAUGUCCAUGAGCUUCAAAUACACAAUGUUAAGCCUGAUAAAGUCAAUGAAUACACUGAAUUGGUGUCAAAGUACAUGCCUUUAAUUGCUAACGAUCCUGCAAACAACUUACAUUUGUGUGGAAGUUGGUCUGUUGAAAUUGGAGAACAAGACACGUUUGUUCAUAUUUGGGAGUACAAGGGAUAUCCCGGCCAUAAACAUACCAUGGAACGUUUAUCCAAAGAUGAGGCUUAUAGCGAGUUCAUGAAUCGCCUUCGUCCUCUCUUGAUUUCUCGUCAAAAUAAUAUGAUGCUCGAAUUCUCAUUUUGGAUGACUUCCCCUCCUAAAGUAACAAAUAAUAUUUAUGAACUUCGUAAAUAUACCUUGAAGCCUGGGCGAUUGUUAGAGUGGGAAAUGUACUGGAGAAGAGGACUCGAGUGUCGUCGAAAGUUUUGUGAGCCAGUAGGUGCUUGGUUUACCCAGCUUGGGGAACUGAAUACGGUCUAUCAUAUGUGGACUUAUCCUGAUUUACAAACUCGAAAGACAACGAGAGAAGAUGCAUGGAAUACCGAGGGCUGGGCAGAGACUGUACAAAAGACAGUUCCUUUGGUCAAUAAUAUGACUUCUUCCAUAUUAAAACCUUUACCUUACAGCCCUUUACGAUAA
This is a messenger RNA of Rhizopus microsporus ATCC 52813, 864 nucleotides long. RefSeq names its product NIPSNAP-domain-containing protein. The transcript is spliced from 9 exons. The record is from RefSeq and is a predicted model, not a curated record. Bases 1 to 864 code for a protein of 287 amino acids. Gene Ontology annotation, cellular component: mitochondrion. NCBI's taxonomy places the organism in Eukaryota, Fungi, Mucoromycota, Mucoromycetes, Mucorales, Rhizopodaceae.